CACAACACAGCACACAUCAUUGUGUCAUUGCUGAAGCAGAAAAGAGGUUAACGAAGGGAUAGAGGUGUCCAGGAUUUUUGCACAAGCAACUUGGCUGCUUUGUUGCCUGGCCCCACACUGGUCAAUAAUUCCCUUUGCGCCGCUCCCUCUCCCAGCUGCCUUGCAGAAAGAGGGAGGCUGCACCCAGGAAAGGCUGUUUCUUUGUUCCCGCCUUCAGUCCUUUGGAUAUUUUCCUCUCAGGUGCAGUUUCAGAAUUGGCUCUGUUGCAGGCAGUUUCCUGAGCAGGCUUCAUGGGUUGUUCAAGCAGCACGCAAACCCAGUUCCAGGACAGCAACAGACCAAGCUCCAAACUGGAGGAAAGAAAUGGAGGCAGCAGAUGUGUAGCUCCGGACAGAAACGGCCUGACUGCCAGCGGAAGUGAAACAAUUCCAGAUCAAUCCCAGCUACCAGAAGCUGAAGACUUUGACAUUGCCCCUGCUGAGGUUGUCACCAGUGAACCAAGUCCUUCUGAAGCUGUUGGGGAUUUGGAGGUGGCCCCUGAGAUUGGCCGCAGUUCGGUGGCUGCAGUGGAAGAGCCAGAGAUUCCUGCAGCUCCACUGGAAGCAGCGUUUCCUAUUGACACAGACGAUAUUGGCGAGAUACAGCCCUCUGGGAUGGAAGGGCAGACUGAAGGUAAGGUCGAAGAAGAGUUGGAAAGUGAGAUAAAUGUUGACCCUGCGUUUGAGGAGGUGGAGACAAACGAAGAGAAAACAGAUGACACUGUGGCUUCUGAAGUGACAGAGAUAAAAAGUAAAGAAGAUUAAACCCUAGCUAUUCCAGUUUUUGGAUGAUACAUUUCUGCUCACCUGGAACCUGUACAGUUGCUUCCUAUCAUACAAUUUAAGUGCUCAACAAGAAUCCAAGAGGUUUCAGCAGUUCUGCAGAAAUAACAAAUGCUCAUUUUGGGGUUUCGACACAAAUCACUUGCCAAGCCACAGCCAUGCAUUCUCUGUGACUGAAUAAUUUGAUGUGUUAAUGAUAUCCAUUGACUACCCACUAAUGUCACAACAAAUGAGAGAUAGUAACCAAAUCAUUCUUGGGAGCCAGUUUGUUUCACUACAGAUUUAGUCUUUUAGGUCCAGUCAAUUUGGAAUGUGGCACUCUGUGUAAUUGCAAACUUGGGAUUGUGACCUACAGGUGGAAGAAUUUAAUGCAUGUGUUUAUUCACAAUAUGAAAGCCAGCAAAACAGAUGAAACAAAAAUAGUACACAAUGGUGUUGCACAAUCACCUUGAAAGGUGAUAGAAGUGCGACAAUCUGGGUAAUGUUUUGUGUACUAGUACAGUAAGCAUAAUUAGAGGUUUAAACUUGUUUAUUUGCUGAGACUGCACAAGUACAUGCCCAUGACUUCACAUAGAACUAUGUAAUAUGCAUGUUUUCUGUGGAGAGGUUGGACUGAAGGAGCAUUGCUCACAGCACUGGAACUGCCUGGUGGUUGAGGAGGUUUACCAAAAUUGUCUUUUCACUGUGCAAUGCAAUGUUAUAUAUAUCCCCAUGUACACAAUUAUGUUAGGGAAAAAGGUAAGAAUUUUAUAAGUUAUUAGAUUCACAAGCAUGAAUAUAUUCCUAUUCUAGCCCGUAAGAUGUUCGUAAGGAUAUCAUUUAAACACACAUAUCAAUAAAAUUUUUGUAAGGCAAGGGUAACAGAGCACCUGGGUAGAUUGAUCAAUGAUACAAAUCAGCCAUAAUCCAAUUGAAUAAUGAACUAGGUUUAAACGGCUGAAAGGAACAGGAAGAAGCCAAUAUUAAAAUGAAAUUG
Stegostoma tigrinum is the source of this 1797-nucleotide messenger RNA. RefSeq lists its product as uncharacterized. The transcript has 4 exons. The record is from RefSeq and is a predicted model, not a curated record. Bases 291 to 803 code for a protein of 170 amino acids. Lineage: Eukaryota; Metazoa; Chordata; Chondrichthyes; Orectolobiformes; Stegostomatidae.